UUCUUUUGGAAGGGAUCCCCCUGAUUUGUACACGCGUUGCAAAGCAAGCCUCUCGGCGGCUUCUGCAUCCUCUUGCUUGUCUGCCGGUCUUCCCCUUUCGCGCUUCCCCGCUCCGUCCCUGUCCAUUUAUAGCCUCCUCGAAAGUGCACUCCAAAGGGAGUAGUCCUGCUCAGAACGUCAGAGGCCAUGGCCGCCGGUCUCUCCCGCGCCACCAUGGCCAGCUUCGCCGUCAAGAACCCGCUCCUCGCGGCCGCGGCCGCGCGUUGCCGGGCGCUGCCUUCCUUCGCCGCCGCCCGGCGCCUGCCGUUCUCCCCGUUGACGCGGACGCCGCCCCGCCGGCGCGGGCUCGAGACCGUGACGUGCUUCGUCCCACAGGAGACGCAGGCGUCGGGCGCGGCUGCUUCUUCUCCGGCUCCGGCGCCGGCGCCGGUGCCUUCGCUGGAGGAAGAGGCCGCGUCCGCGGCGUCGCGGCGCGUCGCGGAGAGGAAGGCGCGGAAGCAUUCCGAGCGGCGGACGUACCUGGUGGCCGCCGUCCUGUCCAGCCUCGGCGUCACCUCCAUGGCCAUCGCCUCCGUGUACUACCGCUUCGCCUGGCAAAUGGAGGGCGGCGAGGUGCCGAUGACCGAGAUGUUGGGCACGUUCGCGCUCUCCGUCGGCGCAGCGGUCGGGAUGGAGUUCUGGGCGCAGUGGGCGCACCGGGCGCUGUGGCACGCCUCCCUGUGGCACAUGCACGAGUCGCACCACCGGCCCCGCGACGGGCCGUUCGAGCUCAACGACGUGUUCGCCAUCAUCAACGCCGUGCCGGCCAUCUGCCUCCUCGCCUACGGCUUCUUCCACCGCGGCCUCAUCCCCGGUCUCUGUUUCGGCGCGGGCCUUGGGAUUACGCUGUUCGGCAUGGCCUACAUGUUCGUCCACGACGGCCUGGUCCACCGCCGCUUCCCCGUCGGCCCCAUCGCGAAUGUACCCUACUUCCGGCGAGUGGCUGCGGCUCACAAGAUACACCACAUGGACAAGUUCGAGGGCGUACCGUAUGGGCUUUUCCUGGGACCCAAGGAGCUGGAGGAUGUUGGUGGCCUGGACGAGCUGGACAAGGAGCUCGCCAGAAUCAACCGGAAUCGGAGCAUUUGAUGGAUUCUCGAAAUGGCAGCACGCAGCUAAGCUAGCACACGGUGAUUUAUUUCUAUUUUUUUUGGGAAGGGAUGUCUGUCCGAUGAUCUAGGUGGGAUUCGAGGAUUACAAGAAUUUUUUGUUCUUGGCGGGUCUUUGUUGAUUCUAUGGCGGUACUGGAGGAGGGUAAAAUCGGAACCUGAAGCAGAGUGAUGAUGAUCUAGUGACGAUCGAGUAGCGCUUCCUCCCUCAUUUUAUUGCACAGGACGUCGUCGUUGUUAAUCGUUUGUACGAAGAUGCACAGAUCCUGCGUGAGGAAGUUUCCGAGCCGUGAUUAAAUCUUCACCAGUCCAUAAUUUUCUUUUUAUACGGAGAUCUAGUUCCCUGCCUUGUUCCGAUCGCUAGAAACUACGCUGCUGUGUAUAACCUGUAGAGAAAGACUGUGAACCGUACUUCAACGGAACCAUGAGAACUAAAGUUACCUGUUGGCAA
Molecule: messenger RNA, 1599 nt
Organism: Brachypodium distachyon (stiff brome)
Lineage: Eukaryota; Viridiplantae; Streptophyta; Magnoliopsida; Poales; Poaceae
Product: beta-carotene 3-hydroxylase, chloroplastic
Exons: 6
Coding region: 187-1128 (313 amino acids)
Biological process (GO): carotene metabolic process; xanthophyll biosynthetic process
Cellular component (GO): chloroplast
Molecular function (GO): beta-carotene 3-hydroxylase activity; iron ion binding
Source: RefSeq, a predicted model, not a curated record